ACUAGACCCGUGUCGACCGGCAAGCAAACGUACGUCACAGACCCAUCGCUGUACCCAAUGAACCAGCCAAUGCCAAGAUUAGAAGCUCAAAUUCAAUGUGCUGGAGAGGCUCAAUAUACUGAUGAUAUCGCAACCAUGGCCAAUGAAGUGUUUGGUGCUUUUGUACUCAGUACAGUAGCCUUAGGUACUAUCAUCAAGAUGGAUGCCACCGAUGCAUUGAAACUCGCAGGAGUAGUAGCUUUCUACACCGCCAAGGAUAUUCCUGGCCUUAACUCUUUCACCCCCAAUGAUGGUGCAUUCACCACUCAAAACGAGGAAGUUCUUAGCGAAGGCACAAUUAAAUAUUACGGUCAGCCGAUCGGUAUUAUUGUCGCCGAAGAUCAACACGUAGCGAACAGGGCUGCCGCUCUUGUCAAAGUUAAAUACAGCAAUCUGGGCAAACCUAUCACAGACAUCAUUAAAGCAAGGACGGAUUCCACCAGGAACACUCUGUUUACUUCCAUUGAUGCCACGGCAACUGGAUCAGAUAUUCACAAGACUCUAACUGGAACAAACUACAUGCAUGGACAGUACCAUUGCUCAAUGGAGACUAUGGUAUGCGUUUGCCAAGCCAACAGAGGAAGGUCUUGAAGUACAUUUGGCAUCUCAAUGGCUGGAUGGACCUCAUGUGAUGAUUUCCAGGGCUUUGAACAUUGAAAAGAAUAAGAUUGACUUGCACAUCCGCCGUGUUGGAGGCAGUUACGGUUUGAAAAUUACCCGUAGCAUCCAAGCUGCCGUUGCUUGCAGUCUUGUCGUACAAAAGCUAAACCGUCCUUGCCGUUUCAUCCAGCCACUGGUUACCAACAUGACAGGCUUUUGGCAAGAGAAUGCCAAACGUUGUUGAUUAUGAGGCCGCAGUAAACAGUUCUGGAGUACUGCAAUACGUGAAUACUACAAUCUAUACUGACAAUGGUCACAUGAUCAACGAGCCUUGCAUUGUUUACGGUACUGACACGUACCACAACUGCUAUGAUGCGUCUAAAUAUAAUUACAAGGCCUACAACACCGUCACUGAUACACCUAAAAAUACUUUCUGUAGAUCACCUGGUACAUUGGAAGCCAUCGCAUCUGCUGAACUUAUAAUGGAGCGCAUUUCUUACGAAUUAUCGUUAGAUCCGGUAGCAGUUCGUGUAGCCAAUUUGGAAGUGGCUAGUAAGGAAGAAAUGAACGGAAUUUUGGAAAAUCUCAAGACUAGCGCUGAAUACGUUAGCCGAAGAGCCGCGGUUGAUUCUUUCAACGCUCAAAACAGAUGGAAGAAGCGAGGUUUGAGGUGGGCUUUCUGUAGAUGGCCGCCAGCAGGUGGUGCCAACCUCGACAUCAACCUGUCGGUCUACCACGCUGAUGGCUCCAUCAUUAUCAACCCACGGUGGUGUUGAAAUGGGUCAAGGAAUUAAUACAAAGGUAGCCCAAGUAGCUGCUUAUCUCCUGAAAGUACCUUUAGAAAAAAUCCAAA
Messenger RNA from Trichoplusia ni (cabbage looper), 1492 nucleotides. RefSeq names its product xanthine dehydrogenase/oxidase-like. The record is from RefSeq and is a predicted model, not a curated record. NCBI's taxonomy places the organism in Eukaryota, Metazoa, Arthropoda, Insecta, Lepidoptera, Noctuidae. Bases 58 to 630 code for a protein of 190 amino acids. The transcript has 6 exons. Gene Ontology annotation, molecular function: oxidoreductase activity; iron ion binding.